This is a messenger RNA of Paramecium sonneborni, 1735 nucleotides long. NCBI's taxonomy places the organism in Eukaryota, Ciliophora, Oligohymenophorea, Peniculida, Parameciidae. The record is from the annotation of a GenBank genome assembly.
GUUUUUUUGUUGCUAUGAAAACUAUUCUCCUACUAAGUUUAGUAAUAGCAUUAAGCUAUUCAUAAACCCAAGAUUUAAGAGGUAUAUUGGAUUAUAGCUAAUUUGACUGUGAAAAUUUGAAUGAGAUGUUUGAGAUGAAAAAUUCACUCGUAUAUUGGAAUGAAUUAAAGGAUAUGGAUAUUAUACAACAAAUCUCAGAUAUUCUAGAAGUUAAAGAGUCAUUAUUAAACUAUAAGGAACUACUGUUAAGUAAAUCAACUUUAAAGAAAACUAGUCCAAAAAUAUUUUUAGAGAAAGUUAAUGAAGAGAUUAAAGAUAUUGUGUAAGAGUUAUAAAAUGAUAAAAAGGAGUUAACAUUAUAGUAUUGUGAUAACACAAUAAAAAGAAUAAAUAAAAUUUUAGAUCAACGUGAUAGUGAGAAAAAUUAGUUAUUUAAAGUUGAAAAAAAAGUAAUAAGUGAGAAACUUAAUUUGGUAACCGAGAAAGUGGAUUAAUGUAAUAGAUCUUUGAAACCAGCUUAUCAUAAUAAAAUUAUACUUUAAUAGACAAUAUAGAGUAAGACUAAUGAUGUUGGCUACGGUUAUUGGUUUAGAUUACUUGAUUUCUAUCCUUAAGAUUAUUAGACUGAAACUUAUUUUAUAUCUCGUGUAUCUGAAAAUGAAAAUUAUUCAGGAAAUGAUUUAGGAGAUAAUAAAUUGGUUGUUUCAAUUUAAAAAAAUAGUUUAGUAUUAUCUACAUAUGAUAUAAAAACAAUGAAUGCAGUAGUUGAGUAAAGAUUAUUCUUUUAAAAGAAUUAAUGGACAUAUAUUCACUUUUCAUAUUAAGAUGGAGUUGCUACAGGGUAUAUUUAUUUAGAUUAAGAUGAUAUAAGCAAAAUAGAAUUUCAUGUAGAACAUUUUAAAUUAAAUUAAGCUUAUUUUAAAUUUGGAGGAGAGGAUUUAUAACUUUAAGGAUUGAAUGGUUAAUUUGCAUAAUUGUCGUAUGGUAUUGGAAAAUAAUACGUUACAGAUAAGCCAUAAUUAUUUAUUGAAGAAGUAUCAAAGUUAUCUCCUUAACCAUAAUUUAAUAAAUAAUCAAUUGAAUUGAUAGCAGAGGAGACUCAAUUUCCAUUGAAAUUCAAAAAGGAAUAUUAGGCAGAUUUUAUUGAAGAAUUUGCAAUAAGUGCUUGGUUCAAGAUUGAAUAUUUGGAUGCUGAAAAUAUUGAAAUAUUUAGAGUAAAGGAUGAUAAGAAAAACUAUGCUUUGAGUUUUUAUGGCGGUAAUUCUUUAAGUUUUGGAACUUAUAGUAAGGAUUAAGAAUUGAGAAAAGCAGAAUUAUUUGAAUAAACAGAUGAUUGGCAUUAUAUUUAUAUGAGUUAUUCAUAUUUGAGAGAGGAAUUUAAUUGUUUUGUAUGGAUUAAUGGACAUAUAAUAAAAUUAUAAGAACAUAAUGUUAAACAUUAUGCAACAAAAGAUUUAAUUGUAUCAAUUGAGAAUGAAUUUGAUGGAGAAAUCAAUAAAAUGAACUUGUAUGUUGGUUAAGGUAGUCAUAUAAAUGAUCCUCGUCAUUUACCAAAUGAAUAUUAAGUUGGUUUAGAUUUGGUUGAGAAUGUAAUAUUUGUAUUGAUUUAUUAAAGAGUAUAGUGAGAUCAUUUAAAGUUACUAAGGAAGUAAACAGUAAAAAUAUUUUGAAUUUCAAUCCUAAUAUGAGAGGAAGUAAUAAUCAGAUAAAUUAAAAUGAGGAGAUUUAAAAAUGA